GGGCUGGGGCUCACAGAGGCUGCGGGAUGAAGCCGGGCACGGGAGCCAAGCUGCUGCUGCUGCUGCUGUGGGCGGCGUGCGGCAAGUGCACCAGAGCAGAUGGGCCUAGCGGCUACACGUCGGUCAUCGAGGUGACCAACGGGGGCCCCUGGGGCGACUGGGCCUGGCCCGAGAUGUGUCCUGACGGAUUCUUCGCCAGUGGAUUCUCCCUCAAGGUGGAGCGCCCCCAAGGCAUUCCCGGCGACGACACGGCUCUGAACGGGAUCCGGCUGCACUGCGCCCGCGGGAAUGCCGAGCUCAACACCCACGUGGUGGAGUCCCAGUCUGGCAGGUGGGGCGUGUGGAGUGAGCCACUGUGGUGUCCGGGGGGCGGCUUCCUGGUGGCCUUCUCGCUUCGCGUGGAAGCGCCCGUGACCCCUGGGGACAACACAGCUGCGAACAACGUGCGCUUCCGCUGCUCAGACGGCACGGAGCUGCAGGGGCCCGGCCUGGCCUGGGGAGAGUUUGGGGACUGGAGUGAGCCGUGCCCCAAAGGCGUGUGCGGCUUGCAGACGAAGAUCGAGCGGCCCAGAGGCCUCCGCGACGACACCGCUAUUAAUGACGCACGCUUUUUCUGCUGCCGCAAUUGACACCAUCGCCGCCCUCUCCCAGCCCCAAGUCUAGUCCCGCCGCCGCUAUUAAAACUCCUCUGUCCUG
This is a messenger RNA of Sus scrofa (pig), 696 nucleotides long. It is a transcript of the gene VMO1, whose product is annotated as vitelline membrane outer layer 1 homolog. The record is from RefSeq and is marked validated. Lineage: Eukaryota; Metazoa; Chordata; Mammalia; Artiodactyla; Suidae.